Molecule: messenger RNA, 930 nt
Organism: Mesorhabditis spiculigera
Lineage: Eukaryota; Metazoa; Nematoda; Chromadorea; Rhabditida; Rhabditidae
Source: the annotation of a GenBank genome assembly
AUGCGAGCUGAGGGUCGUCGUCGCCGAAACGGCCGGGCGGCCCAGUGCCGCUUGCUUGGCCGGGGCGUGUUCCACCAGUCGGGGCAAAUGAGCCAUGAGGGCGUCCGUAUUCCAAAUAGCCGCGUUGAGACGAGCGCUGAAGAGGCCGCAGCCCGCCAUGCCGGCAUAUUGGAAGAGAUUCGGGCCGAUUUGGAGGCCAUCGCCAACUUGAAACGUCUGGUAGACGAGCACGCGCUUGGCGUCGCCUUGCACCGCGGGCUAGUCGCCGCCGAAACGGAAGAAAUGCAAAAGAUGGACGAGCGCAUCGCCGUCUUGGAGCAAAUGGAGUUUACCGAACGGCAAGCUGGCGGCUCGGAUGUCGAAGAGGAUGCCCAGUCGGAUGAGCUGGACGACAAGUUUACGCCGAAGGAGCCCAAUGCGCAGCUCGUCCAGCAGCAGCUGGCCGUCGAGGUGAAGUCCUACCCAAUUGACGAGCUUGUCAACGAAGCAAACGAGAACCAAGUUUAUGGAAGCAUGAAGCGCGCCAUUGAUGGAGAGGGAGCCGAUGAGCUACUGGAGAAAGGAAAGAAGCGCGACGAGGCCGCCCGCAUGGCCGCUGGCGUCGAGCCCGGUUUCGACGAGCUGGCCAUCAUCGGUCUUAAUUUUGGAGAGGCCCUAAAGGCCGAGUCUCAGGUCCUCCAUUCGCCAGCCAUCGGUUUGAUCAACGAAGCGUUGCGCCGUCUCCAGCGCAAUCUCGAUCGUCUGACGGAGAAUUUGUCCGGCUUCAAAUCCAAAAAUGAUUUGAUGACCACCGCUUUCGACACGCGCAAGAAGCGACUCGACGAGCUCGAGCGUAAGCUCAAGCUGCGCCAUCCGAAUUUGGGCGUCCUCCCCACCAUCGACACUUCGCUCGCGAUCGACGAGGACGGCACCAUUAGCUUCAAGCCGGAA